GCAUCCUUUGAUCUCGCGUCAUCAUCUCCUAUUAGUCACCUUACUACUAGUCAAUUUAUUGGCGAUAGAGUCCCUGCCGGUUUUCCUGGGUCAUAUGAUGCCUUCUUAUAUGGCAGUUUUCGUCGCAGUCAUACUGGGAUUGGUAUUCAGUGAAAUUAUACCGUCUGCUGUGUUUACAGGACCAAAUCAAUUAUCUAUUGGAGCGGCUUUGGCCCCUUUAGUGAAGUUUUUUAUGGUGGUCCUCUACCCUAUUGCUGGACCAGUCGCUUGGUGCCUCGAUAAGAUGCUAGGGGAGGAGCAUAGAGGGCGGUAUAAUAAGGCGGAGUUCAAAGCUUCGCUCAAUUUACAUCAGUAUUAUGAG
Molecule: messenger RNA, 361 nt
Organism: Perkinsus marinus ATCC 50983
Lineage: Eukaryota; Perkinsozoa; Perkinsida; Perkinsidae
Exons: 3
Biological process (GO): magnesium ion homeostasis
Cellular component (GO): intracellular membrane-bounded organelle
Source: RefSeq, a predicted model, not a curated record